UCCCAGAAAAUAUGUUCGAGUCGUUAACUUACCUGAUCAUCCUCCUUGCAUGGGAUCCUUGGAUCAUCGGAUCCUUGGCCACUGGCCAGGACGUUGGGAGCUCCGUGUGCAGGCUUACGGACCCGAACAAGCAAUGUGGAGAGCACUGCCUCAACGCUCUGAUGCCGACGAUCCGGCACAUUUACCACCAGCAGAGGAGCAGCACUUGCGAUGCCCAGAAACUCAAUGAGACUCAGGCGAAACUGGACAGGAUUGAGGGCAGACAGACGGCGGUGCAGGAAGCCCUGUCCAAGCUCGAGUCCUCGCUGGAGGCCAGCAUGGACCUUUGGAAGACAUCAGUUGACAGCCAAGGAGCAACCCUGAAGGCUGGCCUCGCGAACCUCGAGAAGUUGCUGGAGCAGAAGGAGGCUGCUUCGAAGCUCCUGCAGGCGAAAGUGGAUCGCAUUGAAGGCCAUCUGGCAGGCGUAGCUGAAGCCCUGUCCAAGGCUAACAGGAACCUUCAGCACAGCAAGUUCGAGCGGAUCGGGGACCGGCUGCUCUACGUGGGGAACAACAGUCGCCAGAAGUGGAGCCUGGCUGAGGAAGCCUGCCUCCAGAUGGGCGGUCACCUGGCCACCAUCCAGAACGAGGCGGAGCUCGCUGCCUUGGAGGGUAAACUGAAGAGGAACACUCCCUACUGGCUGGGCCUUUCUGACCUGGCCAAGCAGGGCCAGUUCGUCUCGGUGGCUACCGGAAGGUCAGCAGGCUUCUUCAAGUGGCGAGCGACACAGCCGAACAACUUCAACAACAACGAUCGCUGCGUCAGUUUGUACAACUCAGAAAUGUACGACAGCGUUUGCGAGGAUGCUGAACAUUUCAUUUGUGAGGCAGCCUUAUGAAUACAAUUCUUUGAGUUGUUUUCUUUUUUGCAAAUUUGUAAUAUGUACUUUAUAAAUAAAUAAUAACUCAAG
Molecule: messenger RNA, 950 nt
Organism: Drosophila ficusphila
Lineage: Eukaryota; Metazoa; Arthropoda; Insecta; Diptera; Drosophilidae
Product: mannose-binding protein A-like
Exons: 1
Coding region: 12-878 (288 amino acids)
Molecular function (GO): signaling receptor activity
Source: RefSeq, a predicted model, not a curated record